Messenger RNA from Protopolystoma xenopodis, 321 nucleotides. Lineage: Eukaryota; Metazoa; Platyhelminthes; Monogenea; Polystomatidea; Polystomatidae. The record is from the annotation of a GenBank genome assembly.
AUGAUGCCGGCAAAACAUUUGAGAAUGUAUCAAGUCUACUGUCAGAUGCUGGGAAUCAUGGCAACUACUAUGGCAGACGACUUCGGACUUGACUACAAUGUCGAGGUGACGCCUUCACGGAUCAGUGUACAGCCCUAUCGAAGGUUCUCUUUCGUCUGUCGAGCUCUUGAUCCGACCAAGCGAGCAGAAGUCACCUUCAUCGACGGCCGGCAGAUCUCGAGUGAUUCUCGGUUCUCUGUAUCACGACUGUCACCAGACGCAGUGAAUGUAGAGGCCGUCCUCGGCCUGACUGAACGAGAAAACGGUCUUGAGAUCAGGUAG